Molecule: messenger RNA, 2688 nt
Organism: Hyphopichia burtonii NRRL Y-1933
Lineage: Eukaryota; Fungi; Ascomycota; Pichiomycetes; Serinales; Debaryomycetaceae
Gene: DOA4
Product: ubiquitin-specific protease
Exons: 2
Coding region: 1-2688 (895 amino acids)
Biological process (GO): protein deubiquitination
Molecular function (GO): cysteine-type deubiquitinase activity
Source: RefSeq, a predicted model, not a curated record
AUGGUAACUAGCAUGGUAGAAUUAAAGGUCAUAGAUGAGCUCAAGAAGCUCUCUAGUGAUCUUUCCACUGAUCUAAUAGCUAGUACCUCCAAGAUUCCUAGACUACUAAAUUACCAAAUAACUCUAUUAGAAAUAUUCAAACGAGAGAUCAAGAAACUAGACCACCUAGGGACCUGUGAUUAUGAAAUAGCAUACGUAUCUUUCAGGAUUACCAAUAACUUGUAUAAUCACUGUUUAAAGUCAGGUGAACAGAAAGAUUUUGUUGUCCAAAUUAAGAAAACCCUCGAUAAGGAUUUUAUUGCAUUUAAAACUAUUAACGAUUUUCUUGAUCGUGCACCUAAGUCGCCAUCAUCGGUAUCUUCAUUGGAUCCAUUAAUGGCUCGCCUCGCUAGCUUGAAGGCUUCUAAAGGCUCUCAUGAUUUAGCAAAACCAAAUGGAGUUAUCAAUAGUAAACCCCUCGAUAAAUUCAAGUAUAGGGAAAUCAUCACACCUUAUGAACUUGAAGCAUUGAUCAGGUCUCCUAGUCGCCCAAAGAUUCUUUUAAUUGAUUUUAGAACCGCAAAAGAAUUCAACUACAGUCAUAUAAACUAUAGUGAGAUCGUUAAUAUCGAACCUUCUCAUAUAAGUAGCUUGAUAACAGCAAAACACAGAACCUUCGACCAACUCAAUGAUAUGGAUCUCGAAGAAAGACUUAAAAUGCAUCUCACUGAAGAGCAGUUUGAAAGAUUUCAAAAUAGACAUAGAUAUGACUUGGUGAUAAUAUAUAACUUAAGAUAUGGCCCUGGGGGUGGUGGUGUUGAUAGGUUUCAAGCAUUAAAGAACCUGCUUAUCAAUGAUGACAAGAGUGGACUUCCUAGCGCCAAUCCUUUCCAACCACUAAUCGAACUACUUACUUUUAAGAAUAAAUAUUUGAGCUCUCGGCUCAAAUCACAUCCACUUUUCCUAGCAGGUGGUCUUUUUUAUUGGCAUUCUGUAUUUGGAGACUCCUCGCUCAAAAGAAGCUUACCUACUCAAAUCCUUACUAGACCCCAAGCCAGUUUGUCUAAAGGGGGUUCUGAAUCCCCUUCUUCAUCAAGAAGUAGUAGCUUCACUUCAUCAACUAACAGCCACAGAAGAUCCGCUGAUAUAGACUCCAACAGAUCAACUUCUUCACCUUACUUGCGAAAUUUUGGUGACUACUUGUCAACUGCAAAAUCAACUUCAUCUACUCCGGUUUCAAAUACGUUCAUUUCGAGUCAAGACCUGUCGGUACCCAUGAACGUGCAUAACUAUGGAAGACCUUUAUCUCUGGGACCCCAUCACACAGAUACACCACCUCAACAGCAAGCACCUAAGACGCCUAAAAGAUCUAUGAGUAAUGGUUCAUCAUCAGUUCAACGAUCCAGAAGCAACUCCACACUCUCUAUCGAACACAAGCUGCCUUCCACUGUAUCGGCAUCAGCCCCAAAUGCUUCUCAUCAAAAUCCAGUGAAAUUUCUUGAUCAAUAUACUACAGGAUUAACUAACCUUGGAAAUUCAUGUUAUAUGAAUUGCGUUUUACAGUGCCUUGGUGCUACACCACAAUUGACAAGGUUUUUUUUUCCAACGACAAGUUCUUCAGCAACCUCAUCCACAUCUUUACAAUCUUAUCGUCAGCAUAUUAAUCUUAAUAACAAAUUAGGUUCCAAGGGUAUUUUAACAACCAACUUUGUCAGCCUUCUAGGUAACAUGUUUCAGAACUCAGGCAAGUACUUUGCUCCCCAUGAUUUUAAGAAAGUUGUGGGAUCUCUUUCACCUUGUCAACAGUUUGCUUCGUUUGACCAACAGGAUUGCAUUGAAUUUUUAAAUUUCAUUUUAGAUGGCCUACACGAAGAUUUAAAUCAGAUGAUAAUCGACAAUCCUCAAGAGAAAAAGGCCAUAACCGAGUUAACACCUGAACAAGAGAAAACUCGUGAGAUACUACCUGUAAGAUUGGCGCUGACAAUUGAAUGGGAAAGAUAUCUUAAGCUAAAUUUUUCUAUCAUUGUUGAUUACUUUCAGGGACAAUACUUGUCUCAAUUAAGAUGUUUAGAGUGUAACUCGACUUCCACUACAUACAAUGCCUUCUCCAUAUUAUCUUUACCUAUUCCUCAAAAAUUGGGGAACCCUAAUGUACCGGUACUGUUGGAUGAAUGCUUAAAAGAGUUUACUGCAACUGAGUUAUUAGACGAUAAUAACAAAUGGCAUUGUUCUAGCUGUAAAAAAUUUACCAAGCUGACCAAAAAGAUCACAAUUACUAGAUUACCAGAAGUUCUUAUUAUUCAUUUUAAGAGGUUUAAAAUGAUUCCGAGUGGGUAUAUCAAUAAAAUGGAUACUUUUGUUACCUAUCCAGUUAAUGAUGUUCUCGAUUUAACUUCCUAUUGGCCCGAAGUUGGGACAACGAUUAACUCUACACUGGGGCAAAGUAUGACUAAGGAAAAGGAACAACUCAUAUUAUCUACGUUACCUACUAGAAAUCAGCAACCGCCUUUCAGGUAUAAAUUGUAUGGUGUUGCCAAUCAUUUUGGAAAUUUAUCAACAGGACAUUAUACCUCUUAUGUUCAUAAAGCCAAUGAUUCAAAAAAGACAAGAAAUUGGUGUUACUUUGAUGAUGCUAAAGUGACUUAUAAUGUCAAAGAAAGUCAAGUUUUAAAUAAAAAUGCUUAUUGCUUAUUCUAUCAACGUGUAUGA